Schistosoma intercalatum is the source of this 2619-nucleotide messenger RNA. The record is from the annotation of a GenBank genome assembly. Lineage: Eukaryota; Metazoa; Platyhelminthes; Trematoda; Strigeidida; Schistosomatidae.
UAUGAGAUGAUCUGCAAAAUGUUUGGCGCGAAAACAUCCGCAAGGCCAUGGUUCUCGUGAUAUUAGAGGGUCGUGGUGGUAUGUGUUUUCGAUAAUUUGCCAGGAAUUCAUUGGACGCACGAGCGACUUAAUGUAGACUUAUCUCAGUGAUAUGCUCGUGCCGAUCAGUUUUUCAUAUUCAACGGAGAUAUAUCAAAAACAGUUCUGCAAUUCUUCCACACCACUUCCAAAGUCACAUUUAGUUUUCCCGAAUGUAUUGCCUUACUCCGAAAAGGUGUCAGUAAUGUUUAAUGGUCUACAGACUGCGCCGUCUUUGAAAUGUGCCAAUCCGAUGCCACAAAUUGGCCAACCAUUCAUUAUUGGAGGUCCUGUUUUAGCAGUUGGCAAAUCAACUUUUUCUCCUGCUGGGUAUGGGAAUUCACAGAGGCUCGAAAAUGGGUUCGUUUUUCAACCCAGUCUGACCCGAAAAGUGUACAUGCCCGAAAAGUCUUUGGGAUUUGGUGCUUUUGGUGUUGUGUGGUUGGUUGUUGAUCCACGAACAGGCGACCAGGUUGCUCUUAAGAGAAUCCCCAACAUUUUUGAAAGUGUUGUGUCUGCUAAGCGAGCGUACAGAGAACUAAAAUUGUUGUUCUCUUUAAAACAUUUAAAUAUUGUCCGCCUGAUUGAUGUCGUAAAAGUCAGCAGUUCCUCUUUGUUCAGCGAAGUCUCCGUUCUUUGCGAAUAUAUGGAUACUGAUCUGCACAAAAUAAUCGUGUCCACUCAAUAUUUAUCGCUAGAGCAUGUCAAACUUUUUGUCUAUCAGAUACUAAGAGGUUUAAAAUAUCUUCAUUCUGCUGGUGUUAUUCAUCGGGACCUAAAACCAGGGAACCUCUUGGUUAAUUCUGACUGUUUAUUAAAGAUUUGCGACUUCGGUCUUGCUCGUUCAGUGCCAUCUUUUAGUGUAGAAAGAUCUUGUAAUCCACUAACUCUUGAAGUUGUGACUCAAUUCUAUAGACCACCAGAAUUACUUCUAGGUUCGAAUUUUUAUACAGCUGCUGUCGAUCAGUGGAGCGUUGGCUGCAUACUUGGAGAGCUUCUUUGUCGUCAAAUUUUAUUUCAAUCUUCCAGCUCAUUUCGUCAAUUGGAUAUGAUAUUUAAUCUACUAGGAUCACCUAAUGCAAUGGAAUUAAUUGACUUAGUUGGUUUUCCGUCAUCUAGCAUAGAUUUUAUUCGUAAUUGUCCUGUACGACCAUUUAAUCAUGCUGCUGUUUCAAGAAUACUUGUUCCGGCUAAUACUCAUUAUUUUCAGUCACCGACAGAAAAUCCACCUGAUCCUAAUUUAAUUAAUUUGUUUACAGGACUUCUAAGUUUUAGUUCAUCGAAGCGGUUAACUGCUGAACAAGCGCUAGAUUCACCAUUCUUAGUUGGAGGUAGAGCUAGAUUUCAUACUUGCCUGUGCUGUUGUUGUCCACCACGUAAUCAAAGUUCAAUAAUUAACGAUUCACCUACCCACUGGAGUAAUGUAGCGAAACAAGUAAAUCAUCAUCUUUUAGCUUUUGGUUCAGUUGGUACUCUGUCAUCAUCUGGUGGUACACUGCCAUCUUCACUUCAUUCAUCUAUGCUAUCACAAAGUAGAGAUAUAACGUUGCGCAUCCCUUUAUUUUUGUCACCUCAUCUAAUGGUACCAACUUCUCUUAUACGGUAUAGUUGUAUUAAUUUGGAACCAACCUUUCAAGAUAUACAUGAAUACACUUAUUUAAAUACUGAAAUAGAAGUGAAUAACUUGUUUGAAGCUAAACAAAUAUUAUGGAAUCUAAUUCAGCAAUAUUUCCAAAGAGAUCCUAAUCGUACCCGAGUUGUGAUAAACAAUUCUUCGCCUAAUUUCCAAUCAUUUAUAAAGUCUUCAGUUGCGUUCAAUUAAUAUUACAACAUGUUAUAAUGAAGACUAUUUAUAUAACUACAAAAACUUUAUAUUUCUAUUCAAUGUUAAUUAUUGUAUUAUAAAGUUUUGAUCCCCUCUUUAUUAAUCAAUUCAUGUAAUAUGUAAUUAUUCUUUUUGAUAUAUCUUCUUUUUUUUGUGGCCUUUCCUAUUAUUACUGCACAUUUAUAUGUAUAUUUACAGUUGAAUGUACUACAAAUACGAUUUCUUCCUGUAUUAUUAUUGUGACCAUUUUUCGAGUGCCUUUAAUUAUCAUCUUCUGUUCUAUUUGUUGUUGCUGUUUUUUUUGUUAAAACAACUGAGCAGUUGUACUUAAUUAUCUAAUUGGCUUUAAUCUAAUCUAUUGCACGUAUUUCGGAAAAAUGAAUCUUGUUAUAUAUAUUCUCAUCUUCUUUGUUCUAUUCUAGAAAAGUUCUUUAUUCUGUCUAUCUACGUAAUUUGUAACAGUGUGUACAUUCUAAAAUUUUUCUAUACCUUUUUUUCUUUCUUUCUCAUUUUCUUCAUUGAAUUAUUGUAUAAUCAAGUCAACUGAUUCUUUUUAUUAAAUAUUGGGCUGUGCUGUCUAUGUUUCAACUGCGUUUAAAGUGGUUAAUUCUUACAAUCCAUCAUAUAUAUAUAUAUAUAUAUAUAUAUAUAUAUAUAUAUAUAUAUAUUCUUUAUAUUGGUUAUUUGCUUUAUAUUCUUAUUAUAUAUAUAUAUUU